AUCACGUCUCCUUAUUUCAGUUUUGUCAGAGACGAACAAAUAAAAGUCAUCGCAUCACUUAAACUACUCUCAACCUUCUUCUUCCAUCUCGCCUCACCGAUACACACACCUAUACAUACAAACACACUAUUCCGUACAAAUCGUUUCGUAUUCAUUGACAUUCUUCUCUGAUCUGCCGAUUUUUUCGCUUUUUUGGUGGAUUUAAUUGAAUUCUUCACCGCUAGGGUUUCGAUGUUGAUGGCGGAUAAUAAUAGCUUGGGUGAUUUCUGUUUUGAAGACGAUGAUGAGGCUUCGGAUAGGCUUUGUUUCGAUAUUGAUUCGCUCUGGGACGAGAUUGAUGAUCAGACAAAAUCGGAGGAUUCAAUGGUGAACGUUGCGUCUCAAGAAUUGCCCAAAUUGGACGAGCUACCAUCACAUGGGAUUGACGGAUUAGGAUCUGAUGCAUGCUCCUUUUCAUUUAACUCAGAAGUUUCGGAUCCUAGAGCUGGAAGCUCAGAAGGUUCUUCAAAUUCUGCUGGGAAGUCUGUCAUAUUUGAUGGUGAAAACCAGUAUUAUUAUGAACAAAAUGGUACUCCCAUGUGUACCUUAACUGGAAGUUUUCCUGACUGGAAAUCUGUGACACCUUAUGGUAGCGAAGGUCUGACUCACAACUUGUCUACAGAGAAUUCUGAUAUUACCUAUGGAUCAUAUGGUGAUUUAGCAGACAAUAGCUCACAUUCCCUAGGAGCACCAGAUAUAGCUAUGGAAUUCUAUGAUCAGAAUUCCACUGGUCCGGGAAGGGCAUAUUCUGUCCCCUCCAUACAGUGUUCUACUGAAAAUUUUGGUGGUCAAUUCGUUGAAAACAAUGUUGAGAUGGUAGCUAAUGUAAUUGAUGACUUUGAGAUGCUUCAGAGGAAUGUUAAUUGUUCGGAGGAUACAGUGAAAUUUGAGUCUCCUCUGGAAACUAGUGGUGGAACGUACUCAGCUGCACCAGAAAAUAUAAAAGGAAUAGAUUACAGAUAUUAUAGAAUGUUAUUUGAUAAUGCAGUUGAUAAUGCAGUUGGCAAGACAUACUCGGCGCAGUUUCUGCCUCAGAUUACGUCAAAUUCAUGUAGCAACGUGCAAUCCAUAUGCAUGAAGGAUGAAAUUAGUAAUUUGCAAGAUCAUGUGACGAUGAAUGGUGCUACAGGCAGAAAAUUUUCUGGUGCUGAUCAAAUGUCUUGCAAGAACCAAUCAUUUCACUUGAAGGAUGAAUGGUAUGCAACACAGGGCAGUGCAAAUAGUACAACUGUAGAUCUGGAUUAUGUGGCUGAAAGAAAACCUUCUGAGAUUGCCGAUGGAUUGUCGACUGAUAAGAAUCUAAGACAACCCCUUACUGGCAAGCUGGCUUCCACUAUUCGUAAAAGCCAGGUGAUUGCAAAGGAUGAAAUAAGUGAUGUUUAUUUUGCAUCUAGCAAAGCUAACCAUUCUUUUGUCAAAGAUGAAAGUUGUAUGAUUCUUAGUCCAAUUGCUGAUGAUCCUUGUCUAGAUAGCUUGAAACGACCUUGUCUAGAGCAAUGUAAACAGUUAGUUUCUCCAAAGGAAGAAAUGGAUAAUAAAUGGGUUCAAUCUCGUAGCAGGGGUUCUUAUUCUUCGAAAGGUAGCCAACAAACAGUUCAUCGUGAUUCAUGGGUGCAGAAAUCUCAUGUUGAUGAUGAUCCCGAUAUAUGUAUUCUUGAAGAUUUGAGUGAACCUGCGCGCCGGCCUCAGCCUAUAGUGAAUGUCAAGUUAAAUAUUCCAUCACGGAGCUCUUUAUUAGUUGAAUCCCACAAUCACACUGAUGUAGGUGGUGUGAGGCUUAAGACAAAAGAUGAGAGACUCAUUUUUCGUGCUGCAGUGCAGGAUAUAUAUCAGCCAAACUCUGAAGCUAAUCCACCUGAUGGUCUUCUGGCAGUCCCUCUUUUAAAGCACCAGAGAAUUGCUUUAUCGUGGAUGGUCCAAAAGGAGACGAACAGCGAACACUGCUCUGGAGGAAUUUUAGCUGACGAUCAGGGGUUGGGCAAGACAAUAUCAACCAUCGCACUUAUACUCAAGGAAAGAUCUCCAUCUUCAAAAAUCUCAACUAAUAAACAAAAGAUGGAUAUGAUAAAUUUAGAUGACGAUGAUGAUGGCAUUUCUAACCUUAGCUCAGCAAAUCAAGGCAAUGUUUCUUCUCAGGAUAGGGUGAGUGGGACUUUAAGUAUAAUUGAAGACACAUCUGUGCAGCAUAAGGUUAGACCAGCUGCUGGAACAUUGAUUGUCUGUCCAACAAGUGUUCUUCGACAAUGGUCUGAAGAAUUGCACCAAAAAGUAAGUAGGGAAGCUAAUCUCUCAGUGCUAACAUAUCAUGGGGGAAACAGAACAAAGGAUUCUUUAGAGCUGGCCAAAUAUGAUAUUGUUCUGACUACAUAUGCAAUUGUUAGUAUGGAGGUGCCAAAGCAGCCACUUAAUGAUAAAGACGAAGAAGAGAUAGGAAGGAGAAGUCACCUCCAACCAGUGGGACAUCCGUCGACUAAGAAAAGAAAAUAUCCUCCAAGUGAAAGAUCUUUGAAGUCUAAGAAGGGUGAUAGUGAAUUUGAACCUGUUGCUGGCCCUCUUGGCCAAGUUAGGUGGUUUAGGAUUGUAUUGGAUGAGGCCCAAAGCAUCAAGAACUACAAAACACAAGUUGCUAGAGCUUGUUGGGGCCUUCGUGCUAAACGUAGGUGGUGUUUAUCUGGUACCCCAAUCCAGAAUUCGAUUGAUGAUCUGUAUAGCUACUUCAGAUUUCUAAAGUAUGACCCAUAUGCUGUAUUCAAAUACUUUUGCUCGAAGAUAAAGGUCCCUAUUCAGAAGAGUCCAGCUGAUGGGUACAGAAAGUUACAAGCUGUCUUGAAGACAAUAAUGCUACGUCGCACAAAAGGAACUUUCCUCGAUGGAGAGCCAAUAAUAAAUCUUCCUCCCAAAACCAUAGAGCUGAAAAAAGUGGAUUUUACUAUGGAAGAGAGGGAUUUCUAUACCACACUGGAGGCUGAAUCACGAGCUCAGUUUGCUGAAUAUGAAGCUGCUGGAACUGUUAAACAAAAUUAUGUUAAUAUAUUGUUGAUGCUUCUGCGCCUUCGGCAAGCUUGUGACCACCCUCUUCUUGUAAGAGGGUGUGGUUCUAGUUCUGCUUGGUUUUCUUCUGUUGAGGUGGCGAAGAAAUUAUCUCUGGAGAGGCGAACUUCUCUUUUAAACUGUUUGGAAGCCUCUUUAGCAAUUUGCGGCAUAUGCAAUGAUCCACCUGAAGAUGCUGUUGUUACAAGCUGUAAACAUGUAUUUUGCAAUCAAUGCAUAUGUGAACACUUGUCAGGUGAUGACAAUCAUUGUCCUACAAGAAAUUGCAAGGUUCGCCUCAGUGUAUCAUCAGUCUUUUCCAAAGUGACGCUCAAGGCAUCUUUUGCUGAAGACGUGGGAAAUGUCACUGACUAUUUUGAUUCACUGCCAACUGAGACACAUCAACCUUGUCCAGAAAGUGGCCCAUUUGAUUCAUCCAAAAUUAAAGCUGCUAUUGAAGUUCUUCAAUCUCUGUCCAAACCUCGAUCCUUAAUGCAUAUAGAUAGUUCUUCGGCAACUAUCGAUGGUGGUGCACAAUGUCCAGAAGAUCUGUCAAAAAAUAUUUCGGCAGGGCUACGGAGUGAUGUUCAUAAUAACAGAAAUGUGGAUUUGGAUAGUGGUUCAAGUAGUUUGGUUCCAGCAGUGGGAGAGAAAGCAAUUGUGUUUUCUCAGUGGACGAGGAUGCUUGAUCUGCUUGAAGCUUGCCUUAAAGACUCUUCUAUCAAUUAUAGGAGGCUUGAUGGAACAAUGUCAGUAAUAGCCCGAGAUAAGGCCGUGAAAGAUUUUAACACUCAACCAGAGGUGACUGUUAUAAUUAUGUCUUUGAAAGCUGCGAGUCUUGGGUUGAACAUGGUUGCAGCCUGUCAUGUGCUUCUCCUGGACCUUUGGUGGAAUCCUACCACUGAGGAUCAGGCAGUUGACCGAGCUCAUCGGAUUGGUCAGACUCGUCCAGUUUCCGUAUUGCGCUUAACUGUUAAAGAUACCGUAGAGGACCGGAUUUUAGCUCUCCAGCAAAAGAAAAGAGAGAUGGUUGCAUCUGCAUUUGGAGAGGAUGAGACCGGUAGUCGUCAAACUCGUCUUACAGUAGAGGACUUGCAGUACCUAUUCAAUGUCUAAUUCGGAAUUAUUUUAGGAGAAUUUUGUCAUUUAACAUGUGUUUCAUUGGAUUUUGUAAUGGGCGAGAAUUAGCAGUGUAUGGUGCAGCAACAGCAUCAAGAUCUACACUGCUGACGCCUAUUCUGUAGAGAGGUUCUGAGGAGUCAGAUAAUCAUUGCGAUCCUCGUGGGGAAAGGUGUAUUGUGUGAUAGAGUAUGGGGUUAGUUAUAUAUCUGAGAAGUAGUUCUAGCAGCUGAUCAUUUGUAUAGGAUUGGAAGGUAUAGAUUAUACCAGCUGGGGAGUGGCAAUUUUAUCCAGAUACAAUUGUCUGAAAUGUAUAUGAUAUAAAUGUUUUCCUGCCGAAAAGAAUAUAGAUUUGACAGUUUAAUUUGUA
Daucus carota subsp. sativus is the source of this 4558-nucleotide messenger RNA. Its product is annotated as helicase-like transcription factor CHR28. Gene Ontology annotation, cellular component: nucleus. NCBI's taxonomy places the organism in Eukaryota, Viridiplantae, Streptophyta, Magnoliopsida, Apiales, Apiaceae. The transcript is spliced from 12 exons. Gene Ontology annotation, biological process: DNA repair. The record is from RefSeq and is a predicted model, not a curated record. Gene Ontology annotation, molecular function: ATP binding; ATP-dependent chromatin remodeler activity. The coding region runs from base 232 to 4185 and encodes 1317 amino acids.